Oncorhynchus masou masou (cherry salmon) is the source of this 7089-nucleotide messenger RNA. RefSeq names its product mitogen-activated protein kinase kinase kinase 21-like. Gene Ontology annotation, cellular component: cytoplasm. Gene Ontology annotation, molecular function: protein binding; ATP binding; MAP kinase kinase kinase activity. The record is from RefSeq and is a predicted model, not a curated record. Lineage: Eukaryota; Metazoa; Chordata; Actinopteri; Salmoniformes; Salmonidae. Gene Ontology annotation, biological process: protein phosphorylation; signal transduction.
CCAAUCUGCGUGUAGUACAGAACAGCUCGAGCAGCGUUCGCAAACUUCCCAGGACCUGCCAGACGCUGAAUAGUGUGUCAGACAGUUCGGACGAGUCUAGUUGGAGCGAUGGCGGUGCCGUACGGGUUGUUUUGAGGGAAGUUGCUGAAACGUUUGAUAUCUUUCGGAUCCGAGCGAAUCAUUUCAGCGCAACAAAACGUUCCAUUGUUUGUUACACGACAAUACAUUAGCAGAAUGUAUGCUCCAAAUGUUCAAGUGUCAGUGCAGUCAAUGGGCUGACCUAACGUUAGCUAGCUACUAUAGUAGUACAGCGAAUGGGUUAGCUAUCCAGCUAAAGGUUUUGGAGAGCGAUUCAACUAACGUUAGCUAAACUUGCCAGCUAAAAGCUAACUGAAACGUAGCUUGGCAAUAGCAUAGUUACCAACAAUAAUAUAGCUAAUCCUGAUGUUGGUGUGUGUUUCUGGUGUUUAACCCAAGUUUAUUUCGAUAAUGUGACUGCAGGUACUGUUUUGGCACUUGAUAAACGUCAGCCUGAAAAUUCAGGAGCUAACGUUUGCACGUUCAGCUAUGCCCUUUUUUGCUAGCUACUAAAUUAGGUAGUUGCUAACGUUAGCACAUUUAGCUAUGCACCUUUUGCUAGCUAUUAAGUUAAGUAGAUGUAAUGGGCUUAUUUUUCACUCUGUCCGAGUUGGGACUGGGUAAACUUUCAUGUACACUUUCUGAUAAGUAGCUCGUUAGCUACAUAAAUAUGCAUUGUUUUUUCCAACUAGCGUAACUUUAUCAAAAGUUGACCCACAAAGAAACUCCCUGUGGCAACGCGGAGAGAUGAAAGUAGCAAACGCGUUUUACCAGGACUUUGGAAUACCAUGCUGGAACCGUCUUGCCCAUUUGUGAUAUCGUUCUGAACGAUUCACGAGCAUUCCAGUUAGAGGUCCUUUGAUCGUUUGCUUUUUCGUCAACAGUUUGCACCCUAUAUGGUACGGCUACAGCCACCGAGAAAUGGAUGUUUCCAAGGGCGGUUUCCCAAACGGUGAGGGGCAACCGAAAGACACGGGAGAGCAUGCCUGGACAGAUUCCCCCACUGCAAGAGCUUGGGCUCAUUCCGCUCCCCUGUCCCGAUCGCUGUGGACGGCAGUGUUUGACUAUGGAAGUACUGGAGAAGACGAACUUAGUCUGCGGCGGGGGGACGUUGUUGAGGUCCUCUCGAAGGAUGCUGCCAUCUCGGGAGAUGAAGGAUGGUGGACGGGUAAAAUUAACCAUCGAGUCGGGAUUUUCCCUGCAAAUUAUGUUACCUAUCAACCUGCCAUUUACAGACUUCCAGGCGGUAGCACGGUAGGGGUGAGGGAGCGUCCGAGUACUCCCAUCCAAAUAGAUUUUAGCGAACUCGUUUUAGAGGAAAUAAUCGGUGUCGGGGGAUUUGGUAAAGUUUACCGAGGGACAUGGAAAGACCAAGAGGUCGCUGUGAAGGCAGCGCGACAGGAUCCUGACGAAGACAUCACUGCAACUUCGGAUGGUGUUAAGCAAGAGGCCAAGCUCUUCUCUAUGCUACAACAUCCCAAUAUAAUAAAACUUGAAGGUGUUUGUCUUGAGGAGCCAAACCUGUGCUUGGUGAUGGAAUAUGCUCGUGGAGGGACUCUUACCCGGGCUUUGACUGGUCGGAGGAUACCCCCACACAUUCUUGUCAACUGGGCUGUUCAAAUCGCCAGGGGCAUGCACUACCUACACGAGGAGGCUGUUGUGCCUAUUAUUCACCGGGACCUGAAAUCCUGCAACAUUUUAUUACUUGAAAAAAUUGCGAACGAUGACAUUGGAAGGAAGACCUUGAAGAUCACAGACUUUGGCCUGGCCAGAGAGUGGCACAACACCACCAAGAUGAGUGCUGCUGGCACGUACUCAUGGAUGGCCCCUGAAGUCAUCAAGUCCUCUCUCUUCUCCAAAGGCAGCGAUGUCUGGAGUUAUGGUGUUCUUUUAUGGGAGCUGCUGACAGGAGAGGUGCCUUACCGUGGGAUUGAUGGGCUGGCUGUGGCCUAUGGUGUGGCUGUCAACAAGUUAACCCUCCCUAUUCCAUCCACCUGCCCAGAACCCUUCUCCAAGCUCAUGGAAGAGUGCUGGGAGCGACCCCACAUCCGGCCGUCGUUUGCCUCCAUCCUGGAGCAGCUAACAGCCAUAGAGGAAGCAGUGAUGGCCACCAUGCCCCAGGACUCCUUCCACUCCAUGCAGGAGAACUGGAGGGUGGAGAUCCAGGAGAUGUUUGAUGAGCUCAGAACAAAAGAGAAGGAGCUGCGUUCGCGGGAGGAGGAGCUGACGCAUGCGGCGCUGCAGCAGAAGUCCCACGAGGAGCUGCUGAAGAGGAGGGAGCAGCAGCUGGCGGAGCGGGAGAUCAAUGUGCUGGAGAGGGAACUCAACAUCCUCAUCUUUCAGCUCAACAAGGACAAGCCCAACGUCAAGAAGAGGAAGGGCAAGUUCAAACGCAGCCGCCUCAAACUCAAGGAUGGCAACCGCAUCAGCCUGCCCUCAGAUUUCCAGCACAAGAUCACGGUGCAGGCGUCACCCUCCAUGGACAGUAGGAGUCUGAACACCAGCCCCCCCAGCAGCCCCACACUCAUACCCCGCCUCCGGGCCAUCCAGUUGUGCGCCCGAAUUGACAGUAUCCGAAGGGACAGUAUGUAUGUGUAUCACCAAGAUGUGGAUAUCACCAGCGAGUGCCAGCCCUAUACUGGGGUUAGGAAGAAAGUGACUCUGGAUGAGAGCAACAGGACAUGGGGACGAAGCACCAUCUACAAGCCGGAGGAGUUUGAUGACGUCAAGAAGGGGAUUAAGAAGAAGGGGCGAACGUGGGGACCGAGCUCCGUUCAGACCAAGGAGCGGGGAAACUGUGCUGAAAGACUGAGGCCACUGUCUGAUGGAAACAACCCCUGGUCCACCAGUCUGGGGAAGUCCCAGAAGUCCGUUCCGUUGGCUGCGUUGUUUGCAGAGCAGCAAGGGACCAGUAAAGAAGAGAUGUGCUCGCCAGAUGGAUCGGACAACACCAAAGCAAAGCAACUGAAGUUCCCCAAUCAGGUGUACAUCGAUCUCCCUCUGUGGAAAGAUGAGAAGCAGCAGGGGGGCGAGGGGACGGCAGGAAGCUGCCCUGGGGAAAGCCUGGAGGACUCCAGUACCACUUCAGCCAGUUCCACCAGCACCACCCCCCAGCACACCCCCACCAACAGCCUGAAGAGAACCUCCGCUCGUCGCCGGACAGACACCGUACUCUACGGCUGUGCCUCUAUGCUGGCCUCGGUAGCAUUGGGCUUUGACCUGCGUAACGUGCUCAAUGCCCCACCGGCAGAUGACCCUGAGCCUCAGCCCAGUAUGGAGAAGAAAAAGAAAGAGGGUCUGUUCCAGCGCGCCACACGCUUCCCUGGUGGACGUUCUUCUCAUAAGGAGGAGGCAGCCUCCCAAGUCCCCAUCAACCUCAUCUCCAUGUCUUCCAUCUCAGAGUAUAACUCCACCAAGAGCCUCCUGCGGUCAGCCUCGGAGGGGCCAGAGCCCAGCCCUGUGAAGGAAGUGGCCCCUAUCAGCCUGUCGCACCCCACGCCACAGCCCAGAAGUGGCUCCCAGCCCCAGGUUCCAGAGGCGCCCGGCCGCAGGACUCCGGCCUCCCCCCUCUCCCAGCCUGCUGCCCCAGAGAAGACUCACAGUCAAAGCAUGGGCUCUCACCUCCGGAGGAAGAAGUCGGCCAACGUUCAGGACACUAACGGUACAUCUGGCUCUCUCACAACUUCAUCGGGACUGUCUUCCACCACAACCUCUCAGAAGAAGAAGUCUGACAGGGAGGACACCCCUAAGAGAGCAGCCCGUGGGGAGACUGUCACCUCCAGGUCCCGGCCUUUGUCCCUCCGGGGCAAACCCCACUCCUGGGGUCUCCUGAGGGGCCGCAACAAAAGCUACUCCCUGGGCCACUAUUCUGGAGAGAAGAGCGCCAGGAGCCUCAACAUCGUCCUCUCCUCCGCCGAGGUCAAGAUGGACUGCUCUCUGCUGGAUAUGGACAUGGAGGGGCAGAAACGUGACUGCACCGUGCCCCUCUGCCGAAUUCAGAGCGGCCCCAGUCGCCCCUCCGUCUUCGAACUAGAGAAAAAAUUAUUGUCAUAGCAGAAAUAAGCUGCCUUAUUACCAGGAUCCAAUCUCUAAGUAACGUUUAUGAGUUGGAUCUUAUUUGACAUCCCAGGGCAUUCCACUGCCCUCCUGUGGUUUUUACCUGAAUAUAGGCCACUGCUGCUGAACAGUUUAUUUAUUCUGUAAUAUUUUUAUAGGUAAUUUAAUAUUGGAAAAAUGUGUUUCAAUAGCAUCAGGUUGAUUGAACAACGAAGGAACACAUUUAAUUUUUUGUUGUUGCAGAAAUGUUUACAUUUUUGUGCGCACAUACUGGUUAGGACCAUGGCAUCUUAAGUUACAAAAUGAUGUUUACGUUAAAAUGUUAAUUUGCUUGUGUCUGUGGAUCUUUUAUUCUCUGUUUUGACUUAAUGCUGGUAAUUAUUUUGUAUUGUAUUGAUUUUGUUUUUAUAUUGACAGAUACAACAGUGUUUCUUUUAGGAUGAGUUCUGUCCAAUGUCUGAGAGGUAAUAUUGAAGUCAACAUGUGGCGCAACUGACAGAUUUACAAAUGUAGGAUCUUAAUUUGAGCCAGUUUGCUACAGCAGGAAAAUAAUCCUGCAGCAGGACAGUUCUUCUGCAACAGGGUGAUCAAAUUAAGAUCCUACAUCUGUAACAGUGCAUCAAACAACACUGGAAAACCUAGUCUCAACUAGAGGUCGACCGAUUAUGAUUUUUCAAUACCGAAACCGAUUAUUGGAGGACCAAAAAAGCCGAUACCGAUUAAUCGGCCGAUUGUUUUAUUUUAUUUGUAAUAAUGACAAUUACAACAAUACUGAAUGAACACUUAUUUUAACUUAAUAUAAUACAUCAUUAAAAUAUAUUUAGCCUCAAGUAAAUAAUAAAACAUGUUCAAUUUGGUUUAAAUAAUGCAAAAACAAAGUGUUGGAGAAGAAAGUAAAAGUGCAAUAUGUGCUAUGUAAGAAAGCUAACGUUUAAGUUCCUUGCUCAGAAUAUGAGAACAUAUGAAAACUGGUGGUUCCUUUUAACAUGAGUCCCCAGGUAAGACAUUUUAGGUUGUAGUUAUUAUAGGAAUCAUAGAACUAUUUCCCUCUAUACCAUUUGCAUUUCAUUAACCUUUGACUAUUUGAUGUUCUUAUAGGCACUUUAGUAUUGCCAGUGAAACAGUAUAGCUUCCGUCCCUCUAGUUAGCGUGCGCUAACAAGCUAGCCAUUUCACUUCGGUUACACCAGCCUCAUCUCGGGAGUUGAUAGGCUUGAAGUCAUAAACAGCGCAAUGCUUGACGCACAACGAAGAGCUGCUGGCAAAACGCAUGAAAGUGCUGUUUGAAUGAAUGUUUACGCGCCUGCUUCUGCCUACCACCGCUCAGUCAGAUGCUUGUAUGCUCAGUCUCAUCAACCAUGAGUAGGUAACUAGUGAUUAUGAUUGAUUGUUUUUUAUAAGAUAAGUUUAAUGCUAGCUAGCAAUUUACCUUGGUUUACUGCAUUUGUCUAGCAGGCAGUCUCCUUGUGGAGUGCAAGGAGAGAGAGGCAGGUUGUUAUUGCGUUGGACUAGUUAACUGUAAGGUUGCAAGAUUGAAUCCCCCGAGCUGACAAGGUGAAAAUCUGUCGUUCUGCCUCUGAACAACGCAGUUAACCCACCGUUCUAGGCCGUCAUUGAAAAUAAGAAUGUGUUCUUAACUGACUUGCCUAGUUAAAUAAAGAUAUACAUAUUUAUUUUUAUCGGCAAAUCGGGGCUCAAAAAUACCAAUUUCCGAUUGUUAUGAAAACCCGAAAUCGGCCCUAAUUAAUCGGCCAUUCCGAUUAAUCGGUCGACCUCUCGUCUCAACACUAAACCAGGUCAGCUUUUACUUUACCACUAUACGACAAGCCUUACCAGCAGCUGGACCAGUACCAGUACUGUACAUAAAGACUAUUCUGCAUUAAUAGCUGCUAUGGUUUAUGUGGAAUAUGACCAUUUGGCUCGAAAUCAGUUCACAUGUGGGUUAGUCUACCUAGGUUCCUGUGAAAACACUAUUUUGAAGAACAAAGAGAUGGGAAUUAAAUAUAUUUCAAUACUUGUUUGAGUAACAGUUAAAAGCUGUAUUCCUUAGCAAUCAUUUUCAUAUUAACAUAAAAAGCUGACAGGAACUGUCUCUGAUGCCACUAGACUACACAAAUUUGUAUCAUCUGAAUAUUCUGUCCCCAUUUAAGUACCAUGCAAGUCAUUAGUACCGAGCAACAAGUAAAACUGUCCAUAAAUAUCCAAUGUAUUGUUGUUCGUCCCCGUUUACAAAGAAUACUGAAUGUUAAAUCUCUGUUUUUGUAGUUCUGUUUAAAUCGUGAGCACUUUCUCUUUAUUUAAAUCGACAUUCCUAACAGUACAUCCCAGACAGCUGUUGAAGUCAGUACAACUGGAAGAAUACCUUUUUUUAACACUGCCUUUGAGAUCAAAUCUCAUCACUGUCUAAGCUGGAGUCCUUGCUAUAUCCUGACAUGUUAAGCAUUCCAUUAAUAGAACGACAACUGAAGUUUUUUUGUUGCCUUAUCUUCCUUUUUAUUAGCAUUGGGUUUGCUCUGUGUGUGAGGAAACUGGUUCAAGUGAUUGAGACGACAACAUACAGUACAUACUGAUCAAACCUGUUUAUCAGUGUUUUUGUUCGCACCACAGAAUCAGAGUUGUUUAUCUUCAUGUAUCCCCAUGUUAACAAAUACGUCAGUUGACCUCAACCUUCUUACUUUUAUACUCGCAGCAUACUUAAACCACUUCAAGAAUGGCCGUCUGAUUAGAAUGAUAGGUCUUUGAACCAGUGUGAAUCCUCAAACCCUCCAUGUUCUUUCUGGAAAUGCAAAUCAACUCAAGAUCAUACCAAACAAAUGUGAAUCCAUACCCUCUUUACCUUGUGUAGUGUCAAUACCUGGAAAUCAAGACCAAAAUGCCUAUUUUUGUUGUCUUAGUAUCUUGGAAUGAAAAUGGUCUGCAAUGCAGUAAUUAUAAUGAAAUAGUAUUCUCUGAAAUA